CAUUUAGUAGGCGGGGUGUGUUCAGAUCAAGACCAACAGCUCUGCUUAAUCGCCAUUUCCAAACGUUCACUAGCUACAAAUAGCAGUCAGUAAGAUUUUCAGCUGUCGUUAUAAAACAGAUUUUAAGGACCAAUCGAUCAAGUCGCCGUAUUUAACUGCGACUGUGAUCUUUUCCAGGACUUUAAUAUCUUGUCAGACGCAAAUCGGGGAUGCUGCAGUUGGAGUCUCGGAGCCUCAAACGAUCGUUGGAUUUAAUGUCGCAUUUAAUCGCUAAAAGCAGUUUUUCGAUAAAGGACUGCGCAAGUAGAUCAUGUCAUUUUCGACCGAGUCAUUUUUCAAGAUGCUGAAUUUCAACAUAGCUAUUUUAAAUUGAUAACAUUUUCGCGACCUACAGUAGCUCAGAGGAACCUAUCUCCUAGUAGCUAGAAACAAAAACAACAUAUCAGCUGUUUGUGUGUGAACUUGCGAAAUACCAAAUAGAUUAUUGUAGCCUACUGCUACAAUAUCAGCCGUUUGUUUUCGUCUACAAGUUUUGGUUCGAAUUUCCAGGCGGAGAGAAAUAGCCAAGAUGAAGCUGUUGGAAAACUCCAGUUUUGAAGCACUGGGCUCUCAGCUGUGUGUUGAAACAGGAGACUCAAACAUCCUUGGCAGGAUUGAGAGUUACUCCUGCAAGAUGGCUGGAGACGACAAGCACAUGUUCAAGCAGUUCUGUCUGGAAGGAGAGCCCCAUGUGCUGGAGGCCCUAUCUCCCCCACAAUCCAGCAGUGCUCCCAGCCCGAACCUGCUGGGGAAGAGCAGUGAGGAUGGGGAGAAUCCUCUGAGUGACAAGUGCUGCAGGAAGACUCUGUUCUACCUCAUCACGACCCUGAACGAGUCCUUCCGGCCAGACUACGACUUCACUGCCGCCCGGGCCCAUGAGUUCAGCCGGGAGCCCAGCCUCAACUGGGUGGUGAACACUGUGAACAGCAGCCUGUUCUCAGCUGUUGGGGAGGAGUUCAACUCCCUGGGGCCUGAGCUGUGGAAUGCCAUCGACCAAGAAAUCACCCUGCAAGGAUGUGACAUUUAUAGUUACAACCCUGAUCUGGACUCAGACCCCUUUGGAGAAGAAGGCAGCCUCUGGUCUUUCAACUACUUCUUCUACAACAAAAAGCUGAAGCGCAUUGUAUUCUUCACCUGCCGCUCAGUGAGUGUCCUCAGUGGUUAUGGACGCGGUUGCCUUGACAAUGAGCUGGACAUGGAGCUAGACGAUGAGGAGGAGCUGGAUGGUUUCACAGAGGACCGGUUUCCUCGAGCUCUCUGCGUGUAACCUCUCUCAGGGAUAAUACUGAAGACCCACAGCCCAGUCUUUCAGCAAGGCAUCUUCAUUUACUGCCCCCUUCUUCCUUUAUAUGUCUGAGUGUUUUUCCAUAUUUCAGUCAUUGGACGAAUGGACUACCACCUUUUUUGCCUGAAAAGCAUCUGCUUACAUGUGUACAUACACACACAUAUACGGAAACCGAAUAUUGGAUGUGUUUUUUUUUUCCCCCGCCUUGGAUUAGCUUAUCUUUAAAGGUAGCCCUGCAGACAUGUAGUUUUUUUUCCCCUCAAAGGGCUGAGGUCUAGUUAAUGGGCCUCUGGAUCCCUGCCACAGUCUCUCUUCACCCAACUUCAACAGACAUUUCUCCCUGCACCAGGAUCAGCCUCUGCAUAGACAUUUUCCUAAGACGAUGAUGAAGAGGAUUUGCAUGUUAAGAUGAAGAAAACCCAUAGACUUUUACUGAAGCUGGCUAUCUUUGUCAUCAUGUUGGGUGUCUCUUCGAGGAGAUGACGUCGUCGUUGUCAACAUGCAUGCAAGCAAGUUGUUAUUGUCUGUAGUGGUUGAACAGUUCAUCACCAGCAACCAGGAGAGAGAAUGGGCUGCUCACUCAAUCACAAACUGAACUCAUGCCAUUGUGACAGUAAGAGUCACUGUGAUUGGCCAUGCUCUAUAAGUGUGCAUUUUCAUUGGUUCAUUCAUUCUUAUUUGUGUCUGUUUGUUCUCCUUUUACUACUCAUUUCAGUCUCUCAACAGUAUUCCUAUUGACAGUCAAGCACUGAGUUGGUUUAAACAAAGUAAGAACACCCUAUAGGGGGAGUGUGUGUGCAGAAGGCAGCCAUUGCCCCCCCUCCUUCUGAAUGUUAGGGGGUAGAGCUCCUGGACAUUGUAGAGCACAAACCUUCAGACAAGAUUGCCAGCAGAUAAAGAUUCAAGAUAUGAUUUGGAGACUCUUUCUCCGCAUCUUAAACCAGUGCUGGCUUAAGGUGCUGCUGUGGCUUUGGUUUGUUUGUUGUCGGCUGUUACCCAUAGGGUCAGUUUUAGUUUUAAAGGCUUCUAGUCAUUUUGGAACAAUUUGUAUGGAGGCCCUGGGAAGCUGGCACCUUUGGUGUUAAGUGCUGAUUAGCUUUUUUUGAACCUUUUAACUGACACUUAAUUGUUGAUGGUCGUUGAGUUGCCCUGAUUCAUACUGUAUGUCCUCGUUUUAUUUACACUUUCAGUGAAUAUUAUGAAUAAACUUUUAUGUGUUGUAAA
Messenger RNA from Sardina pilchardus (European sardine), 2548 nucleotides. RefSeq names its product MAF1 homolog, negative regulator of RNA polymerase III b (gene maf1b). Bases 569 to 1306 code for a protein of 245 amino acids. Lineage: Eukaryota; Metazoa; Chordata; Actinopteri; Clupeiformes; Clupeidae. Gene Ontology annotation, molecular function: RNA polymerase III core binding. The record is from RefSeq and is a predicted model, not a curated record. Gene Ontology annotation, cellular component: nucleus. Gene Ontology annotation, biological process: negative regulation of transcription by RNA polymerase III. The transcript has 8 exons.